AUGGUGUGUGAUAUAGAUAUGUGUAGCGCACGAGGUGUAUUGCAUGAAGGCUGUAUUGCGUUCCUUGUUGACGAGUGCAUAGCGAGCUCUAUGUCCGUCGCCAUUUCUGCUGAAGGGAGAGCCUCAUCGCCUGGCGUCACACAAACCAUGAAUCUCAUGUUCCACGCGUCAGCUAAUGUAGGGACGAAAUUACGCAUUGUAAGCACCACCAUGGCGUCUGGGCUUCAAUCAAAUGCUGGACGAUGUGAGGUCUGGGACUCGAAAAACCACCGUCUUCUUGCCUCUGGAGCAAUGCUACUAAUGCCUCCGUCAUUGCCUAUGAAACGGCCUUCAUAG
Molecule: messenger RNA, 336 nt
Organism: Laccaria bicolor S238N-H82
Lineage: Eukaryota; Fungi; Basidiomycota; Agaricomycetes; Agaricales; Hydnangiaceae
Exons: 4
Coding region: 1-336 (111 amino acids)
Source: RefSeq, a predicted model, not a curated record